Ipomoea triloba (trilobed morning glory) is the source of this 4062-nucleotide messenger RNA. RefSeq names its product protein GIGANTEA-like. The coding region runs from base 212 to 3643 and encodes 1143 amino acids. The record is from RefSeq and is a predicted model, not a curated record. Lineage: Eukaryota; Viridiplantae; Streptophyta; Magnoliopsida; Solanales; Convolvulaceae. Gene Ontology annotation, biological process: response to stress; regulation of long-day photoperiodism, flowering; regulation of circadian rhythm. The transcript is spliced from 15 exons. Gene Ontology annotation, cellular component: nucleus.
GAGAGAUCGCAGCUAAAGAUCUCCUCCUCUCACACCUCUGUAUCUUUCUCUCUCUGCUGGACACUUUCUUUUCUCUCUCUACCCUCUCUCCACCCAAAAAAUCUCACCAUCUUCUUUGCAAAAUCUCUCAUUUACACUCACCGGAAACAUAGAUCACAGGCACUAAUUUUCACCAAACCGUUUCCCUCAACACUCCAAAUCUAUCAGUUAAAUGGCUACCUCGUCUGAAAGGUGGAUAGAUCGUCUUCAGUUCUCCUCGCUAUUUUGGCUUCCCCCACAAGAUUUACAUCAACGGAAGGCUCAAACUACUGCAUAUGUUGAAUAUUUUGGUCAGUUUACAUCAGAGCAGUUUCCUGAAGAUAUAGCCGAGCUGAUCCGGAACCACUAUCCAUCUAAGGAAAACCGACUUUUUGAUGAUGUUUUAGCAAGAUUUGUUCUUCAUCAUCCAGAGCAUGGGCAUGCUGUCAUUCAUCCCAUUAUUUCAUGUAUCAUUGAUGGUACAUUGGAAUACGAUAAAAGUAGUCCACCUUUCACUUCUUUCAUUUCUUUGGUCUGCCCUAGCAAUGAGAAUGAGUAUUCUGAACAAUGGGCUCUUGCAUGUGGAGAGAUUUUACGUAUUCUUACCCAUUACAACCGCCCAGUUUAUAAAGUUGAAAGACAAGACUGUGAAGCCGAUAGAAGCAGCAGCAGCUCUCAUGCUUCAACAAGUAAACCAAUAGAUGGAGAACCAAGUGUUCCUUCUAUACAACAUGAGAGGAAACCAUUCAGACCAUUGUCUCCGUGGAUCACUGACAUAUUGCUUGCGGCACCCCUAGGGGUUAGAAGUGACUACUUCCGUUGGUGUGGUGGUGUUAUGGGAAAGUAUGCAGCUGGAGACCUCAAACCACCUUCAACUGCUUCCUCCCGUGGGUCUGGAAAGCAUCCACAACUAAUGCCUUCAACUCCAAGGUGGGCUGUUGCUAAUGGUGCUGGUGUUAUAUUAAGCGUUUGUGAUGAGGAAGUUUCUCGCUAUGAGACUGCUACCUUAACUGCCAUUGCUGUUCCUGCACUUCUGCUGCCACCACCGACAACACCCAUGGAUGAGCAUCUAGUUGUUGGCCUACCGGCACUGGAGCCAUAUGCACGUUUAUUUCAUCGAUACUAUGCCAUUGCUAGCCCAAGUGCCACACAGAGGCUUCUGCUUGGACUUUUAGAAGCUCCGCCUUCAUGGGCUCCUGAUGCACUUGAUGCUGCCGUACAACUAGUUGAACUUCUUCGAGCAGCCGAAGAUUAUGCAUCUGGAUUGCGGCUUCCUCGGAAUUGGAUGCAUUUACAUUUCUUGCGUGCAAUUGGAAUUGCAAUGUCCAUGAGAGCAGGUAUUGCUGCAGAUGCUGCAGCUGCCUUACUUUUCCGAAUACUUUCACAGCCAGCUUUACUUUUCCCCCCGCUGAGACAAGUGGAAGGAGUUGGAGUCCAACAUGAACCCCUGGGUGGUUACAUUUCUUGGGAUAGAAAACAGAGAGAAAUACCUGAAAUUGAAGCCACAGUUGAAGCGACUGCCCAAGGGAUUGCGUCAAUGCUUUGUGCACAUGGCCCUGAGGUUGAAUGGAGAAUAUGCACGAUCUGGGAAGCUGCUUAUGGUUUGAUUCCUUUAAGUUCGUCUGCCGUUGAUCUUCCUGAAAUUAUAGUUGCAACGCCAUUGCAACCGCCUAUUCUUUCGUGGAAUUUAUAUAUUCCACUGCUUAAGGUCCUUGAGUAUCUUCCUCGGGGGAGUCCCUCUGAAACCUGUCUCAUGAAAAUAUUUGUUGCCACUGUUGAAGCAAUUCUUCACAGAACAUUCCCACCCGAGUCCUCCAGAGAAGAAACACAGACGAGAUAUGUUUUUGGCUCUGCUUCCAAGAAUCUCGCUGUGACAGAACUGCGAACAAUGGUGCACUCGCUUUUCCUAGAAUCAUGUGCUUCUGUAGAGCUGGCCUCGCGCCUUCUUUUUGUGGUGUUAACUGUUUGUGUGAGUCAUGAAGCAAAUCACAAUGGAAGCAAGAGGCAUAAAGGUGAAAAUGGAAGAAAGAAACCGAAAAAACAAGGACCCGUGGCAGCAUUUGAUUCUUAUGUUCUCGCUGCUGUUUGUGCUCUUUCUUGUGAACUUCAGCUUUUCCCUUUGAUUUCGAGAGGAUGUAACCAAUUAGAUCCUAGGAAUAUGCAGGACACGACUAAGCUGGUAAACGAAUCAUCCAUUGAGUUUAAAAAUGGGAUUCAUUCUGCAGUCAGACAUACUCACAGGUUACUAGCAAUUCUAGAGGCACUUUUUUCUUUGAAGCCUUCUUCGGUUGGAACCUCAUGGAGUUACAACUCGAAUCAGAUAGUUGCUGCUGCUAUGGUUGCAGCUCACGUUUCUGAUCUGUUUAGACGCUCAAAGGCUUGCAUGCAUGCUCUUUCCAUCUUGAUACGGUGUAAAUGGGACAAUGAAAUUCACUCUAGAGCAUCGUCACUUUAUAACCUCAUCGAUAUCCACAGCAAAGUUGUUGCAUCUAUUGUCAACAAGGCUGAACCAUUGGAAGCACACUUGACUCAUACUUCUGUGCGAAAGGAAAUUCCCACCUGUUUUCACGGGAGAGAGAGUAAUAAAUGUGCAAGCUGCAACUGCUUACAAUCGGGGCAGCCUUCAUCGCCUGCUUCCGAAGACUCAUCUAAUCCAAGAACUGUAAUAUUGUGUGAGAAGGCUUCAUACUCAACAGAGACUUCCCGGGGCAGCAUGUGUAAAGAGAUUGCAAGUUUCCCGACAGAAGCUUCAGAUUUGGCCAACUUUCUCACGGUGGACAGGCAUAUAGGAUUUAAUUUCCAUUCUCAAGUCCUUCUGAAGUCUGUACUUGCGGAGAAACAAGAAUUAUGCUUUUCUGUUGUUUCGUUGCUCUGGCACAAGUUGAUUGCAUCGCCUGAAAUACAGCCAAGUGCAGAAAGCACAUCCGCUCAACAGGGAUGGAGGCAGGUGGUUGAUGCACUAUGCAAUGUUGUGGUAGCUUCGCCUGCAAAAGCUGCAACAGCUGUUGUGCUUCAGGCGGAGAGGGAAUUGCAGCCCUGGAUUGCUAAAGAUGAUGAUCUUGGUCAGAAGAUGUGGAGAAUCAACCAGCGUAUAGUGAAACUGAUUGUAGAACUAAUGAGAAAUCACGAUACCACGGAAUCUGUUGUAAUUCUGGCUAGUGCAUCUGACCUCCUUUUACGGGCCACAGAUGGAAUGCUUGUUGAUGGAGAAGCGUGCACCUUGCCUCAACUAGAGCUCCUCGAGGUCACAGCUAGAGCAGUUCAACUGAUUAUUGAGUGGGGGGAAUCUGGAUUUGCAGUUGCAGAUGGUAUCUUAAACCUUUUGAAGUGUCGGUUGCCAGCCACAGUCCGGUGUGCAUCUCAUCCAAGUGCUCACGUUCGUGCUCUCAGCAUAUCAGUCCUCCGUGCAAUUCUGCAUGCUGGUUUGGCAAAACCGAGCACUAAACAAGUGAACAAAAACGGCACCCAUGCUCCUCACCAGUGCUUGAAUGUAGGCGUCAUCGACUGGCAAGUUGAUAUAGAGAAGUGCUUGAACUGGGAAGCUCAUAGCCGCCUCGCAAAUGGAAUGUCCGCUCAGUUUCUUGACACCGCGGCUAAGGAACUAGGCUGCACUAUAUCUGUUUGAAACUCUAGUUAUGUAUGACUGUAUCCUAGGUGCCAUUAAUUGAUGCCUUCCUGUAUUCUUAGCAUGGAACUCCAUCGGCUCGAGAAGCUGCCAGUUUGUCUUGAUGGAUGUAUGAAGGAAAGAAACAGAAGAAUAUGGCCUUUCCAGAGUUGAAACUUGAAACAAGAUCACAGCCCUCCCCUGCAUCAAUGGUUGCUGUACAUCUGAAACUGUAGGCCCAUGGCUUUAUCUUUAGUAUAAACUGAUUACACCUGAUUUGUGAAAACAUAAAUCCAAUAUAAUUAGCAGUUAGAUGUCUGAUGGUUGAAUUUGAUAGAGUUGGAAACAGUGGUUCAGUGGACAAUCUGACCUCUGACUUGCAUGUAAUAUUGUAAUAAUCCUUUCCCUUUAAUUAUGGUAUGGAAAUUGUUUGAUAGAAA